UCCUCUGGGUGGCGCUGUACUUUAAUGCAAGAAUUUUCGAGUUGCUUUGAUGAUCGUGCAUUUGUCUUGGGUCGUCAAUGGUUUCCAUUUUUUCAAACCCAUUUUUUGUAGGAGCAGUAAUCUCGCCAUGAUAUGUUUGUUUACGAUAGUAAUGACGAGAAUGGCGCACACAGUGCGAUCAGAGUAAGUGGCGUGUCUUUCCUGUGAGACCAAAACGUAGUUGAUGGAAAAACGAAAAACCCACCCUGGAUUUAUUUACAGUGUUUUUUAAACGCAUGCUGUCUACGCCUGUAGUCCAGCUAGCAAAUCGUUUUCCUGUUGUUACCAUUGGAAUUAUACCACGGAACUUUGUGACUUAAUCAUUGCAGAAGUGCAGAAGGACUCCAAUGUUACAUACAAGCGCAUACGAUUUCCGUAACACUGUGACUGCGUCGCAGUGACUGUAAUUUGUGCUCCACAAGUAAUUACCGCGCGAGUGCAAUCAAAUCAACCGAUAACGCUGCUCCCAUGCAGAGCAAGCCUUAUAUUCUCUAUUACCUGGUUGUUUUUCUGUUGCAAUAGUCGAUGCCUUGUAGUGCAGGUGCGCUAGAUACGAUUGGAAACGUGCUCAAGCAACUGGCGGACUUAGUCAUGCUACUUCAGGAUUGCAGCUGCGGCGUCUGCAGUUGUUAACCGGCGGAUGUUAAGCGAGCAGGAAACCCCGCCUUGUUUAGUAUAAGCGAGGUGUAGAAACGUUGUCUUCGUCUCAGUAUGUUCAGGAAACCCGUAACGUCCAUUAGACCCCCGGACACGCAGUCAUCAGGCGAAAUAGAAGGUGGCGAAGAAAACGGUUCAACCAAAAUAACGCGUCCCCAGCCAGCCGUCGUUUCUACUAUCAAUACAGCGGUUUCUAGAGUAAACGGCACCGCCAUUUACUCAAAUACAAUCGACAACGACGAAAGAAUCGAAGAUAUUUACGCGUCAAUUCCGGUGACCAAUAUAACCACCGAUACAGGCAGAAGCCGCCUACAAACGUGCGUCAUUUCUGCAGGAGGAACUAAGAGCGGACCUCUACCAGAAGCUCCGUUAGAGCUUCUCGCUGAGAUCCAACGAGAAUUGCCCGUCUAUUUUCGAAAUCACGAUAGUGAAAAGCACUACGGCGUAUUCGCGAGACAAAACUCGGAACAGUUCAGGGACACCGACUCGAUCAGAUUUAUGAAACAGCAUCGGCUGUCGUGGUGGUGUAGUCCAGUUAACUCAUCAGAUAAUUCCGUAAUGGCUGAUGAAAGCCCGGACCAAUUUCGCGAAACGUCACAGGAUAUCUACGAAGUUGUGGCAGAAAAUCACCGGGAUAACAACUACGAAACUGCAAGAAAAUGCCAAACAGAGCAGACUGAUGAGAGUCUAUCCAAAAACAUCGAUGAUGCGAAGAAGAACCCUCACGACUAUGAAGUUAUUCCCGAAGAUUUUUUUCUUAAGCAACGCGAGCUAAGAGAUUUCAGAUCCGCAGCUGUUCCAGCCGCUCGUUCCAGUGCUCCCAAAACAUUUGCCCCUGUUGCGAGCGUAUCGUCAACGAAUCCCUUUCAUGUUGGUGCUAGUAACAUGACGAGUGACUAUAGUUCUCCUCUGUCAGCCGACUUCCCGAUUUUGCCCGACACGGACUCUUUCUCGCACCAUCCGAGCCGAUCUUCCGAGCUUACGCAGGCGUCUCUUUACGAUGUACCUCGUUCUCCACAACCACCCCCUGGGGAGAAAGGCAGCUGCUUAUCAGACAACCUUUAUACACCUUUUGACAUCAGUUUAGGGAAUAGAGGCAAUGAGUCUGGUGAGGACGGCAGCUCAUUAACAUACGAUCUGCCCCGGAAGACCGAAAGGGGAAAAGCGCGCCAUGAUUCAAACCAAGAGACUGGAGAGAUUUCGUGUGAGCUGAACAAGCAUUAUGAUGUUCCAGCGAAUCUACCUCAUCCUGCCGCCAGGCCGAGAAGGGUGAUCCCGGAGCCCCGGCGAAACCUUCUCAGAGAGAACAAUGCCCUCAGUUGCAGCGAUGCCAAUAAAAACAUCGAUACUUGUCACAAACUUUCUCGAAUGACACACCCUCCACAGAAUAAUCAAUACGAAGUUGUUUCAGAAAAGCCGGUACCUGAAACUAGUUCAGGACUUUCUUCCGAGGCAGUUCGAGUCCCCGCUAUCCAUCCACGACUUUGUUCGACUGACGAUUCCGCAAAGCAAGGUUCAGCUGCUGCCCUGGCGGAAAUGCUCAUCUUCCCAGAUACAUACGAUCUACCGAUUCCAGCAGAGUCCGCCCAAGGAGAACAGGAUCCCAAUUGGGCUUCAGAUCUGAGCUCUUUGUUACUCAAUGAGCCAACGUACGAUGUCCCAUUAGCCACGAGUACGACUCCGCCACCAGCGGGCUCGCCCCCGCCACCUUCGGAUCCCCCGCCACCUCCGCCGCUUUCCAGUAGUCCGGUAUCACUACCACCCCCGUCAAGUCCACCGCCUGCGUUAAUUUCUUCGACUUCAGUAACACCACCGUUGCUGUCAUUGAGUUCGAUGAGUUAUCCCCUACAGACGCAACAACAGCCUCCGGUAGCCACCUCGGCUAGUUCCUCGGGAGUAGCAACCGGGCCGAUCACCGAUAGUGGACAUAGUAGCAGCAGUAGCACUAGUGGAGUGAGCUUAACAAUAGCAACACCAUUGUCACCUGUGUUUAGUUCCGUAACAGAACAUCACUUCCGAGAACAGAUGGUAGCCACUAACCACCAACCCCCGCCGGUCCCUGCGCCCCGCCAAAAAGCUCCGCCGCCGUUACCUCCCAAAACUGAAGUAACAGCUCCUCGAUCACGUCCUUUCAAUGAGCAUCGCAAGUUCUCUCUCCAAAAUACAAGCGCUUCGCCGGUAAAAGAAUCUGUAUUAUCAGAAAGAGGUAAUUCUCUAACGUCGUGGUAUUUAGACACAAACCAGAUCCGCAAUUGUGAUAUUCCGCACCGCGAGCUGAUGGGCAGUUCCGAAGAUGGAAGUACUGAUCCUAGUUCGAUGCCCUCAAUGUCUCUUGCAUUCCCCUCUCCACUGAAGCACUCGCCUAGUGGAAAACUUCCUUCGAGCGGACUAACUGGGUCAGGUUUACAUCAACGAAGCGGAAGCAGAAUUUUUUCAUCGGCUAUUAAGAUUUCUAGCAAACUCAUGCGAAAACAGAGUGCAACGGCGACUAUUUCCUCGGAAAGUUGGGAUUCGAAUUCCGCUGAUAGCGAUACCAAUGAUGGAAUGGUGCUCUACUUCAAUCAACUUGACGGACGAAAAGAUUACUGUCAGCGGUUAUGCGUCAUUGGAGAUGGCUUCCUCAAACUAUAUGAUAACGAUUUGAUGACAAGCCCAUCAUUAUGCCUUAGUUUUGACGAGGUCACUCUCUUACUGGCGAGGAGGGAUAUUUGUCCCUCGUCAAAGAGUGCACCGAACCUUUUUUUAAUCGAUGUUCGAGCAAAUGGAGUGAGUCGAAGUCUUGGGUUCACUUCGGCUAUCGAGCGAGCUGAGUUCCUCCGAAGAGUGAAUCAAUCAUUUAAUCCCCCUUGUCUUCAACUGCAAGGUGAGAUCUGGGCGUCUGGCAUACUAUGGUGUCGCUACUCUGCAUCGGGAGACUGGCAGAAUGUCAAAGCCGUAAUUCACGGAAAGGAGUUCACGCCGAUUCUAGCGGAGCGCCAGGAUAAUGAUGCGGCGACCCUGGACGGAACCACAAGGACAAUGACCGUGCCCGCCAAUGUGACAAUUGACCUUCGCAAAGCUAAGGCUGUUGAGUGGACCCCCGCAUCGCAAGGGAUGGGGGGCGGCGACGUUUCUUCUAGCAGCCCAACGCUGCCCAGUAGUAGUGGUGGAUCUCCACCAAUGGACCGCAUUUUUCACAUUGUGCUUCCUGGUCAAACUAUAUAUCUUCGGGGCCCAGCAUCGCAUGAAACGCUUGCCUGGUUCGACUUACUUGAAAAAACACACACAACUUACCUAGAUAAGAAGCUUUUAAGCGAGCAAUACCUGAAUACGGAAAACGUGCCGCUAGCCGUUGAGAAAUGUGUAAACUUCGUUUCGGCACAUGGCUCGGAUCUGAUAGGAGUUUAUCGUCUGCCUGGGUCUCAAGUAAAAAUCGAACGACUCGUCGAAGCACUCAAACGAAACGCAUGGGACGUUCACUUAGUACCGGAAGAUUAUUCAGCUCACGACGUUGCAAAUGUCCUCCGCCGCUUUCUGCGUUCUUUUGAUGACUGUCUGUUAACCCAACGCCUUUACGAUUCAUGGAUCAAGUGUUCCAAGAUUGAAAGCCUGGACGAGCGCCUACCGCGCCUAAAAGACAUCAUCUCGGAGUUGCCGACGGUAGAAUGCGCCACGCUUCGUUAUCUAUGCUCACACCUGAAGGCAAUCGCAGACCGUCACGAGGUAAAUUUAAUGACCGAAAUAAAUCUGGCCACGAUCUUUGGUCCAACUAUACUCUUCAAAGAAUCACCAACAUCGCGGGGAUAUCGAGACCCUACCCAAACACCAACAACGUCUCUUGCGGAAACGAAUUAUAGUCUGACAAUAGCGGCGGAUCUACUCAACCACUUCUGUUUCCUUUUCGACGUCUCGCAAGAGGUGGUGGCAAAAGAACGUGAGAUUCAACGGUUAAUGGCCGAACUUCGAGAAGCGAGGGUGGCUCAACGUCCAGCGGGCGAUAUCCUUGUCGGUGUACACAUCUACAACAGGGAGUGGGGUCGUUGUCUAAAUAUUAAGUUAACUCCAUCUAUGACUGCCCUAGGGCUAUGCCGUUCAGUUAGGGCGCAGCUGAAGCUCGCUGACUUAGCAAACACACUUGCCGUAUUUGAGGUGAUCUGUGAUCAGCAACUCGAGAGACCACUGCACCAUUCAGAGUCCGUCUUCCGCGCGGUCCUUCGGUGGACUGACUGGGAUACGGAGUUCGCAAAAGGAAACUACCUUCUGGUAAAAAGAAAUUAUAUUUACGACGAUGUCAUUAAUUUCCGAAACAACGUCAAACAACCGCUGGCCAACGCAUCGGAGGUGCCGUUUGCGGAAGCAAGUUCUAAGAAGUUCAAUAAAGUUUCUAUGGAGUUUGCACGUGCGGCCCUGCAGAUCGUCAAGGAGAGAAAGGAUAGCAAGGACAAAAGCCUUAAAGAAAAAAGAAUUCUUAAGGAGUGGCUUGCAGAGAACAUCGAAGUCUACGUCGGCGCUGAGCCCAACCGAAAAGCGCCCACAAAAUUUUGUCUCUCUUUUCUCGUUAAAAAUGAGCAAGUCCGGAGCAUACAUCCCUUAUCGCUCCAGACGAAGAAGCACCUGACUUACUAUUACUGUAAAUGUGAUGUCACUAGUAUUAUUAUUCGGAAUCUUAAUGUUAGUGGUAGCCGCCAACUAUUACGCCUUAUAGGGAUGAUAAUCUUGUACCCUUUAGCUGACAUACUUGUUGAAUGGGUAUCCGCUGCUUUCCAAAUUCACCCUAUUGUGUACAUACAUUCGCGUCGAAAUCGCAGUCCAUUUAUCACAGACGUCUACUAAAUAGCUUAUAAAUAAAUGUUGCACUAGAAAUAACAUCAAUGAUUCGUUAGUACUAAGAGUCGCGAUACGGUUGCGAUCAAGUCACUCGGCGAAGAGGAACUUCAUGAGGAGUUUUAUUAGAAAUUAACUUAACAUUAACGUAUUAGCAUAAUUCUGUAGAAAGUUGUAACCAGUAACAAACAACAAUUUAUGGCAUAACACCGUGGCCAACCUGCGCGAAGAUCCCAAUGACGUAUAUUAAAAAUUAUCAUACCACUACAAACUCUAUGACAUUUAAUCUAUUUGUCGUUCAAGUAAGCGUAUAUUUCCCAACGGUCAUCACAAAAAUCGAGUUGUCAUGAAGAUGCUGAGACUUGAUACGUUGCUUUGUCGCGAUAUUACUGUUAGUUACGUAUACAGUAUUCUUCUUGUAUAUUGGAAUCGGUUGUUACAGUUGAAUCGAUUAUACUCAACAACGCAGAAAUUGUACAUGCAGUGAGCUCUAGACUACUCGGAAUGGAGGAGGUUUCUGUUGUUCUUUUCACAUCAUGUAUAGGUGCAGCAUCUCCUCAUUGAUAAUUUGAGCGAAACGGCAAUAUAUAAUUUAAGAGAAAUUUACAACUUUUCCUUUUGUUCAAUUUAAGAGUCCCGAAUUUGUACUGGCGAAAGAGACAGAAGUUCAGUUCUAGCGGAAACGAUUUUCUUUCUCAAGAUAACAUUCAAACUUUUGAUCUGCUGCAUACGUUAGAUAGCACUCGCGUUAUUCAAUAACAAGGUGCUUGAAAAUAAAGAAUGAGAUUGAAACACAUUGUUGAAUUUCGACAUACAACGAAAAUACGUAACAUGCACACAAGUUUAACACCUGCAGGCAACCUUUUGCAGUAACAUGAGACUCCGAUGGCAUGGAUACAUCGAAUGAGCGGCCAUAUGUCAGGCCCUUUUAUAUUCAUUACCUAUGAAUAAUGAACUUUAUGUUCAAAUCAGUGUUAGUUAUAACGUAGAUAUGAUGAUAGAGCUUACGUUUUACAGAAUUGACCAAAUUAUACACCUGCACAGCAGGAAGCCAUUUAACAUACUCGUGCGCGCGGUCGUUUAUGCUUGGCAAAGAUAUAUAGAAAACAUGUACACGUUAUGAAUGAAGCAUUAUAAUAAACCAUGUGUAAUAUACGGUACCAUUUCAAUUGCAAUGCGCUUAGUAUAUAUAUAUAUAUAUAUAUAUAUAUACAUAUUGGAUACAAUGCAAUCUAUAUUUAUGAUCGUUUAAAAAAUAAACUUUAUAAUGCUGUACGUCUACGUAGGUUUUCUAACUUGCAAAAUAGGUUACAAUAAGUCAUAGGUUCAUUGAGAGGCCGCCGUGAUCGCUUAGUGGGUAUUUGCCUGCUGAUCUUAGGAACAUGUUGUGUCUAGGUGGAUCUAGAUCCAAACCCAGACAUACGCAAAUUUCGAUUUGUACUGCGGUUAGCUGUCUAAUGGAAUGCUUAACGGUAAUAUGGGACGUAAAUCUUGAAACAUAGACGUGUAUGAAUCCCUAAUAAGCUCAAUCAGACCCACUCGGCGUAAAUCUUUUAAAGGCACCUGAUGUCAUAUUCAACACUUGACUCCGAAAGUUUACUUGAGUUGUUAAAGCAGUUGAAGUAUUAUAUAAAAUGACAACAAUUUCACGCUAUAUUUAAAACUGUGUUGUUAACCCAUCGUAUUGCAUCAUUAGUGUCUAUGUUUCUAACUUUACAAAAGUAUACGCAUUGUAUGUCGAACCAUCAUUUUGGAUAGUCUAUGAUUUUUUGCGUAGUAUUUAUAUCUUUAAUGUACUUAUAUAUAGGCCUUCGGCUUCGACCGACGUAUUAACUGUGCCCGCUACGUUCCCGAAAACGUCAGCCUCUGAAGGAUAGGCGUCCAUCAAAUCAAAUAAACUUCGGGGUGUUUUUGUAUGUGCACAUGACUAUGAAAAUACACCAGAAGGCUUUUGGGUUUUCUAUUUUUGUUUCCUUGUAUUUUUUCCUAAUUUCCUUGUAUUAACGUUAUAUGUUUAAUUAGUUGAUUAAAUUUUUCCUAAGUAAGAUCAAUGAUCCAAGUUGUUGUAAAAAGCGCAGUCGAAUAAUGUUCAUAUGAAAAAUCACUGCGAACCUCUUGACUAAUACGCGGUGUCUUUUUUUUGGGCAGACGAAUUUAACAUCCUGCGCUUAUAGAAGCUUGUGUUUACCAGAAUCUUCGUUCGCUUUAGCAUACUUUUGGCAGUGUAUGCACUUUGCUUGAAAAAACAAAUCUCCAGAAAAAUUUGCCAGGUCACAACGAAAUGUCUCUGCUUUUCACAUCUUCUCAAAUAGCCUUAAAAGCAUUAAGAUGAGUUUCGAGACAUUAACGCGAACAAUUCGGCCUGCCGCGGAAGCCCUGUGCUCUGAAGUGGUAAACUGUGCUUUGACAGGCAUCAACCGGUAAACUUUUCUGUCUAACUUGAACAUCCGUACAACCGUUGACCAGUGAGAACUUGGUUUUUAAUGUGCUAAUAUUGAAUUGGUGCAAGAAUGGCGCUCCAACGUUGACACUCAUUCACAUCACAAUCAGAUGGUGCCGAAACGACGUGGGGCUAGGAUCUGGUUGGCGCAAACAUGUAAUUUUCCGUUUUCGAAGGCACUGGGCGUUAAAAAAUCGGUACUUCAUCCCUAAUACCCGUUUUUUUGCCAACAUUUUUGUGAGGCCGAGAGCUAUACCUCUGUAGGAUGUGGGAAC
Molecule: messenger RNA, 8214 nt
Organism: Varroa destructor (honeybee mite)
Lineage: Eukaryota; Metazoa; Arthropoda; Arachnida; Mesostigmata; Varroidae
Biological process (GO): signal transduction; N-terminal protein amino acid methylation
Cellular component (GO): cytoplasm
Molecular function (GO): phosphatidylinositol-3,4,5-trisphosphate binding; methyltransferase activity
Source: RefSeq, a predicted model, not a curated record